Messenger RNA from Lytechinus pictus (painted urchin), 3823 nucleotides. RefSeq lists its product as uncharacterized. Gene Ontology annotation, cellular component: plasma membrane. The record is from RefSeq and is a predicted model, not a curated record. The annotation marks the transcript as partial. The transcript has 6 exons. NCBI's taxonomy places the organism in Eukaryota, Metazoa, Echinodermata, Echinoidea, Temnopleuroida, Toxopneustidae.
GUUGACAAUUUCUUGACCAAUUUAUCUGCAGAUGUACGUCUUGUUGGCGGUCCAUCUCCCGAUAAAGGGACAGUACAGAUAAUGCAGGAUGGUCAAUGGGAGACAACAUGUGGACAGAAUUUUGAUAGCAAUGACGUCAUUGUCAUUUGUAAGCAGUUGGGGUACACGGGGGCAAAUAGAGCAAUAAAAAGCACGCCAUAUGAACAGGAUUCAACUCCACCCACAACAGGGCUAGGUUGUAAUGGUGAUGAAAUCAAUUUAGCAGGGUGCGUAUUGCAUCAGGCACCAACUUGUCAAAGCGCUGGAGCAGCUUCAUGUCAUGGCGAAAAUUAUCUUGGAUGUUAUGGUGACAAACGUUUUGACCGAGUUUUCCCUGGCGAUAAUUUACUUAGUGAGCCAGAUAUGACUAUAUCCUACUGCAUCCAGUACUGCAACGCUUCAUCCACAUUUAACUAUGUAUACGCGGGCGUUGAACAUGGCAAUGAAUGUUACUGCGGCGAAGAAGGUGAUAACUACACUAAGCAUGAGGUAGCAUCAGACAGCAGCUGUCAAACUGCAUGCCAGGGGGACGAUACCGAGAGCUGUGGCGGUUCAGGAUACAUAGCUGUCUUUAGAAUUCCUAGUCCGUCUACAGCGAGCCCAGAUGUAAGUCCUACCAUCUCCAUGGGAACGGAGAGUGACACCCCAACAACAGCACCUCCAAUUACGACAGCGAUGAGCCAGUCACCGGUAGUCCGUCCCAGGAAGGGUGGCGAUGGUGGUGAUAUAGGAUUAUACGCUGGUGUCGCCGGCGGUGUGGUUGUGGUCAUAAUCGUCAUCGUUAUUGUUGUGGUUCUUUGUAUGAGAAAACGAUCUCGAAGGCAAACAAAAGUACCACAUUCACACGGCAUGACCAUGGUGGAACCUUCAAGCCCGAACCGCACGCAGGAUAACCUCUACCACGACAUGUUCGUAGACAUGACAGAUGAAUCCCUACAUGCUCCCCCUGAAUCUUCCACGGAUAACGAUGUUACCUAUUACUCUUCCAUGACGGACCAAGAACAGCCAGGAACAGAGGAUACCUACUAUUCAUCUGUAAAAGAGCAAGGAAAUACGGAUGUACCUCAGAGACAAGAUGGCGGAUCGCCUGAUAAUGAAACAGCUCGGCUGCCACCGAAUGGCGGCAGUCACGAACUGUACGCCAUGCCGGACAAGACGACGAAAAUCAAGCAGCAAGAGGAUUUUGGCGCGCUUUACGCGAAGCCUGACAAGACGGGGAAGAGUAGCGACGGACAGGCUCCGGAAGAAUUCGCCGCGCUGUACGCUAUGCCCGACAAGAGCCGAGGAGCUCCGGAAGGUCGCGAGGAUGUCGCUGCAAACCCAGCAGGACUGGAAAAUAGGGAAAAUACCGGGGAGGGACCCUACACAUUGGCUGAUAAUGACGAUACAGGACUUUAUGCCAUGUCCACUGCGCCGGGACAUAUAGUCAGCGAAGAUCCGGAUGAAUAUGGCAUUGUCAUGGUUGACAAUGAACUAUAUGCAAUGUAAGCUCGUCAUUUUGUGACACCCUCGCGAGAAUAAGUAACAACUGAACAUAUACCCCACCAUGUUGAAGCCAAGUCCAUUCAACCAGCAUUACGUUUAUUUGGAUCAAUGUGGAAAACAUACUUGUAAUGUCCUUAAUAGGAGAUGGUACACACGUUUUUAAAAGCUUUCAUUUUUUUAACUACUGUAACGAAUCAAUGAUAAUCACAUGGGCAGUGUAUGCACAAGAAAGUCCAAAAUGUCACAUAACCAAUUUCCUUUUGCACUUUGUCAAUGAAAUGAUUUCAAUUAUCUUAUUUUAUAUACAUUAGCGCAAACAUGGUGGUGACUCCGACAGGGUGCCCCGCUGUCCAUCCGUGUUCUACUGUUUGUCCACAGCAAGUGUACAUUACAUGGAACAUAAUGCAAAAUCAGCUUUACUGUGUAAUUUAUUACACAUUUUAUUACUAUGCUUAAAUCAUCAUGUACACUGUAUCAAUACUAUGAACGUAAUAUAAUAGCUGUAUUUAUCUAACCAUGAGCUUUUAUUUUCAAGGAAAUCUACAGGUAUUUUCUUGUAAUGAAUGAUUUUACAUUUUUACUUCUUUUUAAAUGAAAUUCUUCUAAUUGUGUUUUCUCAACGUUCUUUCAUCGUUCACACUAUUAUGCCCUGUUUUUAUAUAUUUAUAUUUUUAUAUGAACUUGAAUGUUGGUGCUGUAAUGAAUCAAGUAAGAAAGUAGGGAAAUAUAUCUUUGCCAUGUUCACAUCAAAUUAUUUUUAAUAUAAGCUGAGGAAUAAAAAAACAGAGUAAUGAUUUUUAAAAUCAUUUUUAUUUUUUGGCAUCUCAUAUGAAAUGAAAUGGAAAAUGAAAAGUAAGCUACAACGAAAGAUAAUUUCAGUUAAUUGCCAACUUUUGAUGGCUAAUGGUUAACUGAAUGUGGUUUUCACAGAACUAUGUUAUGUAAGAAUUGUGUGGUCAUCAUAUUUUGGAUGCAUAUGUGAAGUAUUUAUCAUUUUCUUGAGGAAAUUAUCAAUAAAUCUAUUGUCAUUAAUGAAUUGGCGCCAAUAACCUCCGUUGACAUGGUUUCUUAUUUAAUUUUUUCUUAGAAUAAAAACAAAUGGAAAGGCGUGAGGGUGGAUUUCCAAAUUAACGAAAAAAGAAAGACAUUAAAUUAUCAAAGCAAUAACGACUUUUGUAAGCUUACUACAUUUCUAUUUGUAAGUCCUUGCCAUUAACGAAGCCUUUCUAAUUUCAAGUAAGUGAUAAAGUUAUGUUUUUAGUUUACUAACGUUAGUAUGCUUAUUUAGCCUCUAGUAUACCUUUGCGAAUAGGUCAUGACUAAAGUAAGCUUACUAAUUUGAUGUACUUGCCAUGCAUACUAGUAAGUCUGAAGUUAGUGAUGCUUUAAGAAUAUGGCCAUGUGUUCGGUAAAUAUUAUGAGUCGCUAUUUUCGCUAUCUACUGUUGAAAAUGACAAGGACUCAUGUUAGGUAUUUAUUAUCGUGCAUAUGAUCAUUGCAAUUAUGAUACAAGUUAUAACUCAAUCACUUGCGGAUCCAGGGGAGGGGGGCACGGGUCGGCUGUGCCCCCCUUUUUGAGAAGCAAAAUAAAGAUUUGUAAUGUAAAAAUGCCAUUAGAACAAAAGCAUGCCCCCUUUUGAAAGUGAAGGCUUUUUUUUUGCUCGUCCAAUUUUUUCGGUGACGAAAUAUCAUUCAUUUGUGGUUAAAAACCUUUUAUAUAUAUAUAUUUUUUUUUGCUUGUCAAAUUUUCCCUCGGAAAAAUGUGCCCCUCUUUUCGAAAAUCCUGGAUCCUCCCCUGAACUCAAUGACUAUUUAUUGAUGUGACAACCAUUGGCGAUAUAUUGAGAGAGCUGUGAAAUCACAUUUUCUCUAUAAAAAUAAUUGUGUAGGCCAUGAAAAUAUUGACCGAAGUAAAAUACAACAGAGUUGAUAUUCACCUUCGUUUAUGUAAGUAUAGUGGCGGCAAAGAUUGAUAUUUGCAUUGCACUGCACAUACCUUAUUUAUCAUCUUUAGAUUAUUUUUAUCUCUAAUGAGGUAAAGUUGUAUCGGCCUGUGCUGAAGUUGCUAUUCAUAAGUGAUAUUAAUUGAGAAUCUAAGCGUCGGCUUUGUUGGCACCUCGAUCGCAAUCCUCGAUCAAUUAUUGUUAUGUUUGAAACAAAGCCAGUAACCUGAUUGGUAGCAUUGUACUAGCUUUCAAUCAGAUAAUGAUAAUGAUGAUGGUAAUAAUCAUAUUAAUAAUGAUGAUGAUAAUAAUGAUAAUAUUAAUAAUUAAAAAUUCGUGUCAAAUCAUAAAAAAAA